AUGAGAAUUGUUGGUAUUCCCAGAACUGGUGCUGGUAUGGGUAUUUUACCAAAGAGCCCUGUAAAGCCUUUCCAGAAUUAUGCUGUAAUAAGACCUUUAAGUAAACUAAUGAUACAACAACCCAGGACUAAUGUUCCUUUAUCGAUUCAUAAUAGAGAUACCAUAAAGCUAGGAUUAAUAAGAGAUGUGAAGAGAACUAAUUGGAUAAAUACCAGAGGUCCAUUGAUUUUAAGGAAUAAUUUCCAUCAGGGGAGACCUCUAAGCAAUAUGUUUAAUGAUUUUGGUAAACCACCAAAGUUCAGAGUAUUUGUAGUGCCCAAUUUGAUUAUUUUAGCUGGGAUGACUCUAACUUUUGCAUUGUUUUUGAUGGUGAUACCGAUAUUAUUCAGUUUCUUCUUCCCUCUUUUAAUACUAUUCAUAGGAUUUCAUCAAUUUAAGAGAUGGAGAGCAAACAGAAUGAUAAACAAAUGGUUUGAUGGAUUGAAGAAUUCUCAUUUGAGAACUAGGAUGUCCACUAUGUAUGCUAUUCAUACGAAAAAUCUAGAAGAAAUGUUACAUAAUGAAGCAAAACAGUUUGGAAGUUAUGGUGGAAUAUUUAAUGAAACUUUAAAUGCUAUGAAAAUGAACCCAAUGUACAAGAACAGCAUUGAAUUCAAUGAAAGUGGUGAGAAACUAAGAAAUUUUAUAGAGUACAGGGUUAUUGAGGCCAUAUAUAAAAAUGAAGAAGGGAUAAGAACAACAUUAUUUCAUAACUAUGAGAAGGCUUUAGAUCCAAAUAUUGACAAACCUUUUAGACUUGAUUUUAAUAAUGUCAACUCUUUCCAAAGAUUUGAAAAAGAUGGAAGUUUAAUUUCCAGUGUUACAUAUCCAUUAUACACUAAUUUAAAAGAUAAACCAGCUGUGGUAGUAGGUUAUGUUUCUAUUGUGACCAUGAAUGAUCAUCCACUAAGAAUCAAUUUAGGUUCAGGUGAUAUCCCUAAGGUUGAUUUAAGUAAAAAAUUAAAAUUCAUUAUAUCUAUUAGAUCCCCUAGUGAAAUGAUACCUAACUAUUUCAUAAUUGAUACCGUUGGUGAAACUGGUAAAAUAUUUUCACAUUAUAGUGUGGGUAAAACAACGGAUGGUCAUAACGAAUAUACAUUGAAUAAAUGA
Vanderwaltozyma polyspora DSM 70294 is the source of this 1149-nucleotide messenger RNA. It is a transcript of the gene MRX9, whose product is annotated as Mrx9p. The coding region runs from base 1 to 1149 and encodes 382 amino acids. The transcript has a single exon. The record is from RefSeq and is a predicted model, not a curated record. NCBI's taxonomy places the organism in Eukaryota, Fungi, Ascomycota, Saccharomycetes, Saccharomycetales, Saccharomycetaceae.